Messenger RNA from Drosophila elegans, 2500 nucleotides. Its product is annotated as probable protein phosphatase CG10417. The record is from RefSeq and is a predicted model, not a curated record. The coding region runs from base 301 to 2331 and encodes 676 amino acids. Gene Ontology annotation, biological process: protein dephosphorylation. Lineage: Eukaryota; Metazoa; Arthropoda; Insecta; Diptera; Drosophilidae. Gene Ontology annotation, molecular function: cation binding; protein serine/threonine phosphatase activity. The transcript is spliced from 5 exons.
CAAAUAUUGCUACCAUUAUUUAAAUGCAAGUACAUACAUAUAUGUCCAUAUUUUUCCAUAUGUACACAUAUAUAAGGUGUUGAUCGUUUUCGAUUUGUUCGUAUACAGCGCGUCACAAGAAUGAAAUAAAAUUACAACUUAUUCAUGCCACCAUUGUCUUGCCGGCGAAUCCAAUUUUAUGCUCCAGACGCGUGCGUGGGCUGGCAUCGAUUUUUCGCUCAACCAAUACUGAAAUUCGGAACGUGACUAUUGCCACUCAUUCUCUUAACAUUUUUGGAUAAGGAUUAUUGAUUUUACAAUAUGGGUGCCUACUUGUCGCAUCCGAAGACCGAUAAAGCAUCUACAGAUGAAUUUAAUGAGUUUCUUGAAGUGGGAGCCAGCUCAAUGCAAGGCUGGAGAAACAGUCAAGAGGAUGCACACAACUCCAUUUUGAAUUUUGACAAAAACACGUCGUUUUUUGCUGUGUAUGAUGGACAUGGCGGUGCUGAGGUAGCCCAAUAUUGUGCCGAAAAGUUGCCAGAGUUUCUUAGAAAUUUAGAAACGUAUAAAAAUAAUCAACUUGAAAAUGCACUCAAGGAUGCAUUUUUAGGAUUUGAUAAAACGCUGCUUGAUCCACCGAUUGUCAGCAUACUAAAAAUAUUGGCAGGUGAACAUAAUUUUGUCGAUGCCGAUGCGGAGGAUUACGAUGAUGAAGAUUUAGCUGAAUUGCAAGAGGAGAGCAACUUGCCGUUGAAUGAAGUUCUGGAAAAAUACAAAGGACUUCCUCAAUCACACGAUUCGAUCAUUCAAAAAUCCGAGAACGAAGCCAAUUUAAAAAUGCUUUCUCCUUAUUUGCGCGGUCGUCGAGCUGCAGCUGUAGCAGCCGAAGCUGCUAAUAAGGCUGUAAUGGACCCUACAGCUAAACCAGAAGGAUCUUCCACUUCGGCAGCAGCAGCUGCAGCUGCUGCCUGUAUACAAAAACUCGAAGGCGAAUCAACUGUGAGCAGUAGUAAUAAUGCUCCAUUAAAAAAUUUAACUCUUGAUAAAAAACAGGAAUCGAAUGGGUCCGUUUUAAAGGCAGAUAGUGUUACUUCUUCUGAUCCCAGAAUAGCAGAAGUGGGGAAGCAGCAAAAGGAAGAAAAGAAUGCACAAGAAUCAUUCGUAUCUGGUUCUAACGAUAUCGGCAAAGCGAAUCAAAGCGCACAAACCUUAAAAGGCGUUAUUACUGGAAUUUCGUCUACCAGCAAAGAAUCUGAAAAAAUCCUAAAAAAGACAAAUUCUCAAGAAGAUGAGUCAACAGACGACGAUGCCGAUUACGAAGAAAAUGACCAGGUUGAGAGUCCUGAUGUUUCAUCUGCAGAAAGCUCUGAUGAAGAUGUAAAAGAUAGUGCUGCCAACGAUGACGAUGACGAUGACGAUGAAGUUGAAGUUAGUGACGAGGAAGAGACGGACGAAGAUCAGAUGGCCAAUGAUAAUUUUUGCGCAAAUAUGAUUGAGGAACCUGGCAAAGAUAGUGGAUGUACUGCUGUUGUCUGUUUGUUGCAUGGUCGAGAUCUGUACGUUGCAAAUGCAGGGGACUCCCGCUGUGUCAUAUCCCGAAAUGGUAGAGCCAUUGAAAUGAGUCUCGAUCAUAAGCCUGAAGACGAAGAAGAAUCCUCGCGCAUAAUUAAGGCAGGUGGUCGAGUCACUCUUGAUGGCCGUGUUAAUGGCGGCUUAAAUUUGUCUCGCGCCCUUGGAGACCAUGCCUACAAAACCAAUCUUGAACUUCCAGCUGAGGAACAAAUGAUUUCUGCGUUGCCAGAUAUCAAAAAGUUAAUUAUCACGCCACAUGACGAGUUUAUGGUAUUGGCCUGUGAUGGUAUCUGGAACUAUAUGUCUAGUGAGGAAGUCGUUGAUUUUGUACGAAUUAGAUUAAAAGAUAAAAGCAAGAAAUUGUCCAAAAUUUGUGAAGAGCUCUUUGACAACUGCUUAGCUCCAAAUACAAUGGGUGAUGGGACUGGUUGCGACAACAUGACAGCUGUGAUUGUCAAGUUCCAGGAAAAGCUACAAAAGCUACAGACUACCAUCGAUCCAACUGAAACCGAAGAUGUGUUAGCUAACACGAUUACGGCAUAUGAGAAGGCUUUAGACGUUAAUACUGAUCAGAGUACACUGAAGCGUUGCGCUUCGCCAGAUACAGCUGCAGAAAUCACAGAUUUCGACAAAAAGAACAAGUCUAAACGAUUAAAGACUGAUGAAAAUGUAAUCGAACCAGCCGAAUGUACAAGCAGCAACCUAUCACCGGCAAAGCAGAACGAAUGCCUGAGCAUCAAGACAAGUAACGAAGUCACUAUAGUUGUUUCUUCAUCGUAAUUUGACGUAAUGCUACUUGUAUUACGCUUUCGUAUUCAAGCUUUUGAUUGUAAACUGCAUUUUAAUCUUAGAAAUAUAAACUCAAAGAGUCGAAUGCGAAAACUUAAACAAAAUUUAAAAAGCUAUAAAUGGCAGAUUUAUGCAAACAAAUUUUCGUUUGUAUACACUU